UGCUGUUAUAAGCUAGAAGUCAGCUCAAGCUUAGCUGUAAUUAAGCACGUUCGCUUUCGUUCUCCCCUCCUCCUCAUCCUCUGCUCUUCCUCCCACCGCACUUUCUCCGAUCUCUGCUACGUAAGCUCCGGCGAUGUCGCUCUCUCGGCCUCGUCGGGGCAGGGACGAGGAGGAGGAUGGCCGUGCUGGCGGUGAGGACCCGCGGGGAUCAGCGCCGGCGAAGCGUCCCCGGCGCUGCUCCAGCUCCUGCUCCUGCUGCCAGGAGACACAAGAUUUCUGCGAGAGCCAGAUCAAGAUCCUCAGGAAGGAAAUGCAAUUGAUGUCAAAGGGGUUCAUCGAGGAGUGCAGAACCUUACAGAGAGAGAUGCGAGAAUUUUACCAGAAUUCCCGACUGCAGUUCAAGGAACAGAUCAGUGAGAGGAUGGAACAGCUCAUUCGGGAACAGUUCAACACCUUGAUUUCGGAGAGAAGUACACCUGGAGACCAUCUUCCAAAUGUCAGGGCUUUAUCUCAUCCGGACAAAAUUAGAACAUGUCGGUUGAAAUUUGAGAACAAGUGUUGCGGUGACAAGUACUCGGGCCAUGUCAUAACGGCAGAUGAUAGAAACCCCAUUAAGGUAGCUAUAUAUGAUCAUGACAAUAGGAUCAUCACAGAUGGACCCUUAUCCUCUAUGCAAGUUAAGAUUGUUGUCCUGGACGGUGAGUUUAACAAGGAAAAUAAAGAGCAAUGGAGUGAGGACUCCUUCCUUAAAAGCAUCAUAGUAUGUGGCCGGACUGGAAAACCACCUUUGUUUGCCAAUGAACCGUAUCUAAGGCUCAAAAAUGGUGUGGCUAAACUCUGCGAUGUCAAAUUUCAAGACAAUGUUCCAAGCAAGAAGUUCAGGUUGGGAGUCAUGGCAGCUGAUGAUAGUAUAUCAGAAAAAAUCCUGGAAGGAAUAUCUGACUCUUUUUCCAUAAAGUCUGGUCGGGGUUUCUUGAAUAAGAAGGAUCCUCAUCCAUCUCUAAGUGACCCGAUAUAUAAGCUGAAGAAAAUUGCGGAAAAUGGUGACAGGCACAAGUUACUACAGCAGAAGCAUAUAAAUCUGGUGCGAGAUUUUUUAAGGUUCUACAAUAAGGAUAAGAACAGUCUGCGCAAAGCUUGUGGAAAUGUCUCAGACCACGAUUGGGACAUCAUUGUUGGACAUGCUCUGAAUUGUAAACCAGAAGAUGUGCUUUAUUCAUAUUGCAUUCCUGAGAUGGGUGCUACAAUUUUCUUCAACUCUCUUUAUACCAUUGUUGGUGCUGAAUUCAACGGUAUAUUCACUUCUUAUGAAGAACUUUACGGAACUCAGAAGGAAUUAGUGGAAAAGUCCAAGACAACAGCGUAUGACAAUAUGGAAGUUGUUCAGUAUGAAUACAGAGAUCCAUGUCAUGAAAAUGAGGUGAUAGCUGGAGGCAUGGGAAGCUGUUACCAGCGGGGGUCACGUUCAAUGCUACCAUCUCCGACACUGCCAACAAGGAUCCAUGAUGAGCGUUCUUACAAUGGCGAGGUUUUGGAGAGUCGUCCAGCACAGGAAAUCCCCGGCCCUCAUCAACGUUGGGUGAAAGCUGUGACUGUGGUCACCACUCUUCGCUUCUGGAACAAGGAGUCCGCGUGGUCUUUAAUGAGAGAAAUGAUCUCAAUUCCUUAGACAGAAAGUAGCUUUGGUGUGACAGAUAUUGGAUAAUUGUGUGCUCACAAUUUGCCAUAGAUGAUCGACUGCAUUCCUUCAUCAAUCGUUGCUUGGACAAUAUGUGCGCACGAUGAGGUUACUGGUUCAUUUUUUGUCAUGUUAAAUUUGUUUGCUGUAAAAAAUAUUGCUUGGCUUACUUGACACACAAAGACAUUUCUUUUGAAGUUCAUGUGCAAAAGGUGUGAUUACUUUUAAA
Phragmites australis (common reed) is the source of this 1907-nucleotide messenger RNA. RefSeq names its product calmodulin-binding protein 60 B-like. The transcript has 8 exons. Gene Ontology annotation, molecular function: calmodulin binding; DNA-binding transcription factor activity; sequence-specific DNA binding. Gene Ontology annotation, biological process: regulation of salicylic acid biosynthetic process. The coding region runs from base 134 to 1669 and encodes 511 amino acids. Lineage: Eukaryota; Viridiplantae; Streptophyta; Magnoliopsida; Poales; Poaceae. The record is from RefSeq and is a predicted model, not a curated record. Gene Ontology annotation, cellular component: nucleus.